AUGCCUCAGGCAAAUGCAUUGUAUAUCCCAAUACAACAAUCAGGUGACGUAAUCGCAAACGACGGUUUCCCCUCGCUACGGCGGCAUCGUUCAACUGAGAGUAAGAAAAGUCUUCCUGAGAUGAGCUGUCACGCAUGUUUUCGCGCUCCAGCUUCGCGAAUACGUUUUUUCUGCCCUACCUGUGCCCGCAAUCAGCUGUAUCAGUUGCGUAUCGAAAACGCCAGAAUUCUGCUCGAAAAACAAUCUAUCGCUGAAAAAAUCGAAGCUACCGCGACACUUGGCACAGCGCAAGCAGAACCGUCAUGUGAACAUGAUGGGAAUAUCGUCGCUUGCGAGGUUGGAUCUUCUACAAAGUGGACUCUCCAAAGCAUUGCCAAGGAAGAAGCUGAGUCGUCCGCAAGGAUGAGGUCAGUCUCGGAUCGGAUCGAAAGCCUAAUCUCUGAGAUAAAUGACAAAAGACUCGAUAUUUCCCAACGCAGACUCGCAUUGGCGCGGCAAAACUCGGAUUCUGAAUCUGCGCAGUAUCAACUUGGUGAGCGGGAGACUACAAUACUAGCUAGCAUACAGAACAAUACCAAGAGGGCGGAUCAUCUCUGGCAUUCUCUUCAUAGCAAGACUGCAGAGGCCCGAAUAUUCCUCUGCCGAGAAGCCGCCAAUCUUUACAGGCUUCAGCGAAAGACAAAGAACAAGGAUGGCGCACUCCAAGAGACAUACACAAUAGGUGGUGCUACACCGGCUUGUAUAUCGACCUCUUUUUUUUAUGUUGCGCACCUUCUUGUCCUUGUGUCACAUUAUCUGUCUCUCAAACUUCCAGCGGAAAUCACACUUCCUCAUAAAGACCAUCCUACAUCAACUAUAUCUGCACCCUCCGCAUCAUAUCCUUCAAGGGAACCACCAUUUCCACAUUCUGUACCGCCAGAACCCAGAAUAGGCUCGCCCCGUCCCCCCCGGCCUCGGCCCCUCUCCAUCGACAGGGCGCUUCCGAAAUUGGCUCGGGAGGACCCUGGAACAUAUGCGUUAUUUCUUGAAGGGGUAACAUUACUGGCUUGGAAUGUGUCGUGGCUGUGUCGAACCCAGGGUAUAAACAUAAUGUCAGAUUCUUGGGAAGAAGUUUGUAACGUUGGAAAGAAUAUGUGGCAACUACUUGUGGCACCUCCUGCGCAGCCGUCAACUCUAUCAAGAGCUUUUGCUGGACGUGACUUACAGACGAAGAUGAGAAUAUCAAGGGACUCACCAAGGACUACUAUCCAACGCACAAUGUCAUUCCCGAUGCUGGGGCAUUAUUCACACGGCACUGCACAUUCUUUUUUGGGUGCCGCUGAGGGCGUGGAAUUUACGCGCACUUGGAAACUUCCAACUCCAACCAGGGUUGUGGACAAAUUAAAGUCAACUUUGUUGGGAGAAAUGGCCAGCGCAGAAUGGGAGUUGCUGGAGGGGGACUGGGACGAUACAAGCCAGGAGCCAAGUCAAUCAGCAACACUUGGACAGCUGUCUGUCACCGCUGGCUUGCCUCACCAACGGAGACACACUGGGGAUAAUGUGGAUGGUACAGUUCUCGGUGCGGACACCUUGAGUGGACCUUGCGGACCCACUCGAUUGAAGGGAACGAGCGGCUGGACAAAGCUGAGAAACAGGUAGAAAACGGCGGACGAACUGCUAGACCUCGUUCGUCGGGCAUUUUCAAGAUCAAGAUUUCCAGAAUUGGAUACCUGUGCCCGUAGGCAUACAGUUAUACAUCCAUACCUUCAGUGUUGGUGAGCUCAUUUUGUUGUCGUUGUUGGGGUUUGGAUGACUACCUACAAAGCGCCUCAUAGUACGUCAAAAAUUAGAAUUUGUACACCUGUAAAAAAAUUCAAUGGUUUUUUCUGGAGCGUGCUGAGCAGUUCCCAAUCG
Molecule: messenger RNA, 1893 nt
Organism: Aspergillus sclerotioniger CBS 115572
Lineage: Eukaryota; Fungi; Ascomycota; Eurotiomycetes; Eurotiales; Aspergillaceae
Product: Atg14 domain-containing protein
Exons: 3
Coding region: 1-1638 (545 amino acids)
Biological process (GO): SNARE complex assembly
Cellular component (GO): lytic vacuole; endosome
Molecular function (GO): SNARE binding
Source: RefSeq, a predicted model, not a curated record